Messenger RNA from Calypte anna (Anna's hummingbird), 1644 nucleotides. RefSeq names its product forkhead box A2 (gene FOXA2). The record is from RefSeq and is a predicted model, not a curated record. The transcript is spliced from 2 exons. Gene Ontology annotation, biological process: regulation of transcription by RNA polymerase II; anatomical structure morphogenesis; cell differentiation. Gene Ontology annotation, molecular function: protein domain specific binding; RNA polymerase II cis-regulatory region sequence-specific DNA binding; transcription factor binding. NCBI's taxonomy places the organism in Eukaryota, Metazoa, Chordata, Aves, Apodiformes, Trochilidae. Bases 1 to 1338 code for a protein of 445 amino acids.
AUGCACUCCGCUUCCAGUAUGCUGGGAGCGGUGAAAAUGGAAGGCCAUGAGCACACGGACUGGAGCAACUACUACGGGGAGCCCGAGAGCUAUUCCUCGGUGAGCAACAUGAACGCGGGGCUGGGCAUGAACAGCAUGAACACCUACAUGACCAUGUCGGCCAUGAGCACCACGGCCAACAUGACGGCCGCCACCUCCAUGAACAUGUCCUACGCCAACACGGGCAUGAGCCCCUCGCUCACCGGCAUGUCCCCGGGCACGGGGGCCAUGCCCGGCAUGGGCUCAGCCGGGGUGGCGGGGAUGGGCGCCCACCUGAGCCCCAGCAUGAGCCCCAUGGGAGGCCAAGCGGGCUCCAUGAACGCCCUGGCCCCCUACACCAACAUGAACUCCAUGAGUCCCAUCUACGGGCAAUCCAACCUCAACCGCUCGCGGGACCCCAAGACCUACCGGCGGAGCUACACCCACGCCAAGCCCCCCUACUCCUACAUCUCCCUCAUCACCAUGGCCAUCCAGCAGUCACCCAACAAGAUGCUGACGCUGAGCGAGAUCUACCAGUGGAUCAUGGACCUCUUCCCCUUCUACCGCCAGAACCAGCAGCGCUGGCAGAACAGCAUCCGCCACUCGCUCUCCUUCAACGACUGCUUCCUCAAGGUGCCCCGCUCCCCGGACAAGCCAGGCAAAGGCUCCUUCUGGACCCUGCACCCCGAUUCUGGAAACAUGUUUGAGAACGGCUGCUACCUGCGCCGCCAGAAGCGCUUCAAGUGCGAGAAGCAGUUGGCCACCAAGGACGGCGGCGGGGCGGGCGGCGGGGGCAAGAAGGGUCCGGGGCAGCCCCCCAGCCAACCCCUGGGGGAAGGCAGCUCCUCGGGGGGCUCGGAGGGCUCGGCCGGUGCUGAAUCCCCAGCCAGCGCCUCACCCUGCCAGGACCACAAGCGUGCCCUGGCCGACCUGAAGGGCACCCCGGGGUUGAGCCCCGGAGAGCCGGCGGCCUCGCCGGGCCAGCACCUCCUGGCCCCCCACGCCGGCCUCCCCCACGACGCCCACCUCAAGCCCGAGCACCACUACGCCUUCAACCACCCCUUCUCCAUCAACAACCUGAUGUCCUCCACCGAGCAGCAGCACCACCACCCUCACCACCACCACCCUCACCACCACCACAAAAUGGACCUGAAGGCCUACGAGCAGGUGAUGCACUACUCGGGCUACGCCUCGCCCAUGCCCGGCAGCCUGGCCAUGGGGCCCGUAACGAACAAAAACGGCUUAGAGUCCUCCCCUUUAGCCGGAGAGACUUCUUACUACCAAGGUGUGUAUUCCCGGCCCAUCAUGAACUCCUCCUAAAAGGGCCGAGAGGGGGAAAACCUCCCUGGGGAGAGGGGAGAGCCCCUCACCGUGCCCCCCGCCUGCAGCCCCCCGGCAGAGUGAUGGACUAUGAACGCUGUCGAGCACGGUACAUAUACAUAUAUAUAUAUAUAUAUAUAUUUUUUUUUUUUUUUUCCGUUGGCUCCAGAUGUUUGCAUCCGUUCGGGAAACAGCAGCCGUGUGUCUCGCAAGCGUCUCUGCCCUCCCCAAGGGCUGGCAUGUUGCUGUGUUCCCCCCUGUUCGGCCCAAAGCCACUCGGGGGGGGGGAGGGGGCCUGCGAAAAUU